CAUCGUUUCCAUGUUGAAACUCGAUUGCUUUUUGAAUUUCAAAAAGAAUUUCAUACUGCUGAUGAUAGGUGCUUAUACUCAUUAAUAUUUAAGAACCAUCUUAUAAUGGAACUAACUGACUGAAAACGACUAUGUAAAAAAAGUAUUUACGCCUCACCUAUGUGUAUUACGGUAACCCGGUCUCUCACUCCCCUGCAUCUACACUCACAAGUAGAUUUUCAAUGCUAGGUACGAAAGCCGCAAGCAGGACGUAGGGACGUAUCUUGUUUACUUUAAUUCAUUACAUUUCCAGUCUUGUUUUCUCCAUAACUACGUAAUUAUUCUAAUCAUUGUCUGUGUGGUAAUUUUGUUCAGGAGUGCGUCACGGCGACAAUCUUUUUUAAAAAAUUAUUAUUAUUGUUAUUAUAAUUUUUCACCACAGCGCCCGUUCAUCAGUCGUCUUCCAUUCAGCAAGCGUUUAUUGGUUAUAUCAUGUUUUAGUAGUUUGCACGUGUAGUCGGUGAUAUUAGCAGUUUAUUAGACGUGGUUAUUCGUUGUGACGCUGCCGCUUUUGCUUCAUCGAGUCCUGAACAGCCGCCGUUCAUGCCAGAUCUGCAGCGCUUCAGCUUUCCGUGUAGUAUGAACCCGCUGCUGGGCCACAGCUUGCCUGCUGCUCAUCCGCAUCCGCAGAGCUCAGAAAUGCUCAGCCAUCCGGACUCGCCCUCCGCUGUGUUCCCGGAGGCUCUUCUAACGGCUCCCCACUCCUCCAUUCUCCACCUCGGUGAACAGCCCGGACUGAUCGCGGAUGGCGUUUCCCAAAGCGGUUUAGUCUAUCUGCCCCUCGGUGCGUCUCUGCACCGGGCCGUGCCGCCUCCCCCCGCAGCCAUGGCCUUACGCAACGACCUGGGCUCCAACAUCAGCGUCCUCAAGACCCUCAAUCUGCGCUUCCGCUGCUUUUUGGCUAAAGUGCAUGAGCUGGAGAGGCGAAACAAAAUCCUGGAGAAGCAGCUGCAGCAGGUGCUGGAAAGCAACGAGCUCGCUUGCGGCGAGAGCAAAGACACCGGGGUGCAGACCGGCUUUGUGGGGCCCAUUCCCCUGCAGUCUCAAAACACCAACAAUUCCGCCAAGAGACCGACUACUUUAUUCACACCCCCGCUUACGACCGUGCUUAAACUCGAGCCUGAUGACAAGACUCGGGCUUUAGCUUAUGAUUCAAGCUCCAACCCGGCUGUCAGCUCGUGCGCGCCCAGCAAAGCGGCCGCGGCCAACACCAAUAACUCCAACAACGCACCUAAUCUGAACGGUGCUGCAGCCAGAAGCGGCCCUAAUCCGCCUAACCGCUUUCUGCCCGGCACUAUCUGGUCGUAUAGUCCCAGCCGGAAGUGGCCCGCGAACUCGGAGCCGCGGGCGAUCACCAGCCCCGGAGUAUCAUGGGUACACCCGGACGGAGUCGGAGUGCAGAUCGACACCAUCACCCCGGAAAUCAGAGCCCUCUACAACGUGCUGGCCAAAGUAAAACGGGAGAGGGACGAGUACAAACGCAGAUGGGAGGAGGAAUACACCAUGAGAGUGGAACUUCAACAGAAGGCCACAGAUUUGCAGGAGGACCUGCAGGAGAGUGAGGUGUGUCAGGAUGAGCUGGCCCUGAGGGUGGAGCAGUUGAAGGCAGAGCUUGUCCUCUUCAAGGGUCUAAUGAGCAAUAACCUGAGCGAGUUGGACAGUAAGAUCCAGGAGAAAGCUAUGAAGGUGGAUAUGGAUAUCUGCAGACGCAUCGAUAUCACAGCUCGUCUCUGUGACCUGGCACAACAGAGGAACUGUGAGGACCCCAUCAAGAGCUUCCAGGUUGCCAGUCCGCAGUCUUCCAUUAGCUGUCGUCCACGGAAACAGACAAUCCAGCCUGCUUAUGGCAGUGAGACCGAUGAACCGACCAGCACCUCAGAAAGUGAUGGAGGUGGAGUGAAAGAGGAGAAUGUAGGCACCACCUCAGCUACUCAGAUCAAUGAAGAGAUGCAGAGGAUGUUGUAUCAGUUGCGUGAAUGUGAGUUUGAUGAUGACUGUGACUCUUUGGCAUGGGAAGAGACUGAGGAGACCCUGCUGCUUUGGGAGGAUUUCCCAGGAUGCACUCUGACCACAGACCCAAGCCAUAGUGAGCAAGAGGAAUGUCUUGAGAAAGUGAUUAAAGAUACAGAGUGCCUGUUUAAGUCUAGGGAGAAGGAGUAUCAGGAGACCAUUGACCAGAUUGAGUUGGAGCUGGCCACUGCAAAGUCAGACAUGAACAGGCACUUGCAUGAGUACAUGGAAAUGUGCAGUAUGAAGAGAGGACUGGAUGUUCAGAUGGAAACAUGCAGGAGACUCAUUACCCAGACUGGAGAGAGUCAUUCCCCAUGUCCUGGCCCUGGUGGAGGCGUAGAAGCAAACGAUGGGACAGGAACAGAGAAGACUGUAGAGGGAGGAAGAUAAUAAUGAACAACUUGAUAAAGAAAAAAGAACAAGAGUUGUGAAGCUUAUUCAUAACUCUCGUCUCACUGUUAAACCUAAGCCAUAUUUAUCCCACAGGUUCUGGUGCAACACUGCUCAACUCAUGCUUUUCCCAAUGAAUAGACUACUUAGACUCUUAGACCACUAAUUAUUAAAAAAAAGAAAAAAAUCAGGGGCCAAAUGAAAUCAAUAUUACCUCAUAAGAGUCACAUGAAUUUGUUUUUGCAGUACAGUUUUGCGGACAUUGACUAACCCCUGAUGAUAGUAAUUGAGACUGAUAGACCUAACAAUUUCAGGAACCUAUUUCAUGGAUCAUGGAUUUCAUGGAUAUUUCAAGUAAUGUAAUUCUUGUCAUUAUAGGACACAGUUACCUUGCAGAAGUAUCUGUGAGUUCAGGAUCUAACUUGGGAAUUUUUUGCUCUCUAUACAACUGGCCUCAUAUGUACCUCUGCUGUAAAAUACUUCAUACUGUUUGCCAUAAUAGUAAAUGUACAGAAAUAGUCUUGCUGACAUCUAUAUGAUCAUAGCUCUGUUUCGUGCACUGUGGUUGUGAAAUAACUUUGCAGAUGUGAUCACUAAAGUUCACCGUCAGUCAUCAUUGUCCACUCACGCGCCAUUUUUUGAACUGAAAAACUAACCUGCGCUCAAGCAUUAAUGAGAACAUUUUUCUGUCACAGAUAUAGAGUAACCUGCUUUGGACUGUUGUAUAAUCUUGAAAGAAAAUCAUUUAUAUUCUUGCAGUGAUCUUUUAGAUCUGCAUAAUAGUUUAUCUCCGUCUCUGAGGGCAUCACCUCGGACAAAAAGCUUUUGCUGAAAUCAUUUCUUCCUUCCACAAUACACAAUAAGGCUGGUCAAUCAAAUCAAGCAUUUUCAACACCAGCAAAGUGACUUAUACCUCAUCCGUCUACAUCAUUCGAAGAAAAAAUGACUAAAUCUUCUUAAGUGAAUUGGAGUAAAUGCUGAAUCCAAACUGUUUGGCUGACCAAACUGAUCUCAGUACAAUACUAAAAUAAAUAUCAUUGUGUUCUCCUAAAAUUUGCCGAAAAUGGCAGACAUUACGCAGUUUGAAAGAUGGGCCCAAGUUUCCAGAUAAGCUAUUCUGAUGUAUAUAUGACUCAUAAUGUCUAAAUUGACAUAUUACAUACUGCUAAAGGAAAUGAACUUCUACAUGAUGUGCGUGGGUGUAAGCAUGUUUUGUACUGGAGUCUACUGCACUAAUAUGGAAUUGAAACUGAAUUAGAGUUUGUAGAACUAAAAUGCAGAACGGGAUACAGCAUGAUGAUUUGGUUUCACAUGUUCCAACUGACAUAAGGUGGCCAGGAUGGUUAUAAAUAUAUCAGUGCUACUCACAGAUACUCUGGAACAUUAAAUCGUUCGAUUGUAGGGAGACGACUGUAGAGGGAUAAAAAAAAAGAUGAUUGUAGAUGAAUAAAAAAAAAACUGAGGCAACCUGAGGCAUCAUAGAGAUAAAACACUGCACUGCGCUGCUGCAGUCCUUAAUGUAGUUGGAAUAAUAAAUGUGCCAAAUGUGACAUGAGCGUCAGGCAAAAGGCUUUCAGCAGUAUAGAAAGUCAGGACCCUAUGCUUCCAUACAUGGUGCUGAUCCCCAUCUUGUAAAUAUUUGCUUUACUAAGGCAAAGAGUAAAAAUCUGUAAUAUCUGUAUGUAAGCUAUAUGAGUAUUGUGCAAUAAGAAAAGUGCGAAUGGCUUUUAAUGUAAUGUUACUGACAGCGCAGUAGGUUUAAAGCAUAUUCAGAUUUGCUUUGUCUCCAAAACAUGUUUUUGUCCAUUUUCAGCUUCUGUCCUCUUAUCUGGUUCUGUUUUCACUCUUGUUUUAAGUCAUCACUUUCUUUUAAAAGCAGAUUCACCUAGUCACUGUUCUUGUCCUGUUAACAGUUAUUUUUAGUGUAUAAAGAUCUCCUAAUUUGAGUAAAGGUUUCAGACAUCUCCUUUAUAUGGCUUUGCAGAAAUCUGGCUUGCAGUCUUGUGCUUUUAAGUUGUUGAAUACUUUAACACUCAAACAAAAAGAGAAACAUGACUCUCAUUUUGUUCAAAAACUCCCCUCUUUUCUUUUUUUAAUUUAUUUGUUGCCUCAGAUUGUGUUUUUCUGUGAGUGUGUGUGUGUGUUCUGAUUUGCUCUGUUGUGUGAAUACAUUCUUCACAGGAACUUACUUGUUGUUUACUGAAAUAGGAAAGCCGUUUGGUGAUUGUAUGAUCCUGAAUGUCUGUAGCCAAAUUACUGUGCAAAAUUUUCAGUUGUCGAUUGUACAUGUGGAAGUUAUGUUUAAUACUAUUAGUACCAAAUCUAAACCAGCUUUAGAAGUAUGAGGUACUUUUCAGAAACAAGAAGUAAUGUCCUCAGGGUGUGUUCACCAAAGUUUAAACAUGUAAUAGAGAAAACAAACAAAAGCAAAGGAAAAAUAAGAAUGCUUAUUCAAAAUGUUGGUAUGACUGCUAUGAUGUUGUAACCUAGAGGAAAUCAAUAAGGAUAUUUAGUAUAAAACUGAUGACAAUUCAUGCGAGUCCACUAUCCCUGUCAGAAGAAUAUUUCAUUUCACUUUAAUGUAGUUGAAACAAAAUGUAUUUGUUGAAAUAUUUGGCUGUAAUAUCCAGAAUGUUAAGUAGGAUCCAUAUUUAGCUGUAUACCAGAUUAGGAAGUAAUUAAGAAACUCUUGACUAUGAUAUUUAAAGGGAGGGCAAAAGGUAGGCGGUGUAUAGCCGAACCACACAGCAACGUUUUGCCCAAUUUAAAUCAAUCUUUUGACAGGGUGAAUGGACUCAUUAACAUGUAUGUAUCUAAAGGCCAAACAUGAGUUGCCUGCUUUAACGAGUGCUGAAAGACUGGAGCUUUAUAAAGACUUGAAAAAUAAAAGUUAAUGCUAAGCAGA
Molecule: messenger RNA, 5344 nt
Organism: Pangasianodon hypophthalmus (striped catfish)
Lineage: Eukaryota; Metazoa; Chordata; Actinopteri; Siluriformes; Pangasiidae
Gene: iffo1b
Product: intermediate filament family orphan 1b
Exons: 9
Coding region: 583-2439 (618 amino acids)
Source: RefSeq, a predicted model, not a curated record